AUGCAGUUGCUGCUGCCUUGGGUUGCUGUUGAGGCGGCUGAGUGUAUCAUCCAAUCCGGCUACACGGCCCUACACCAAGUUCAAAAAGCUUUGAUAUUUGAUGAUUCAAUCUCCACUACACUGGGUGCGGAGUAUGGUAAAAUAGUGGUAAGAACCCAGUACAUUCGUUUCCUGAACGUCAUGUUCGAGAUUAUAGGAGCCAUAUCUGGACUACACAUAGCAGACGAAUCCCUCGCCGAUCUGGCAUGGCAAACAAAAAGAUGGAAACCUUUGUAUGACCAGUUAUUCGACAUCAAAGAAGCCAUGAUAGCUGCCGAGCUCACACUGGAAAGCUGGCGGCACAAAUUCGAUAUCCAAGAGCAUAGACCGGUCAUCUACAUGCGAGUCCUCUUCGGUACGCAAGGCAACGAACGCAUCGAGGCUAUUUCAAGAACUAUCAACGGUACUACUCGGGCUAUUCGAAGCGCUAUCGACACUAUGAUUUCCCAACCGCUCAAAGUACAGGCAAUCACGACUCAACAUGAACACUUGCACAGCGCUUCGGGCAAGGAGCUCCUCAGAGAUUGUAUAAAACGCAUACAAGAGAAACCUUCCUGGUCACGCAAAUUUGUCCUAAGCAUGCUUGGACAAACAGAAGGUAUUCAAGUCUCCAUCGACAGACUUCAUCACUGGAUAACUGUGCUCGAGCGAAACUCGGAGUACUUCCUUGAGAAAGAGCAUCCAGAUAUCUUCGCGGGUAUCAAGAGACUCCCGGGACGCAAAAACAUUCUCAAGCUCGGUGAUGGUCAAAUGGACAAGGCACAGAGCAAGCUACUAGAGGCACUCGCUGCUCGCAAAGAUGCAGAUCUCUUGCACCGGGCGUCAGGGAAGGCCAGCCAGGUUCAUAUUGGUUUGUCUGUACCUCAGAUUCACAAAAGAGACUUUGCGGUUUUGCUUAACCUCGAUGGAAGGGCACACGAGAUACUUGUGCGUCCAGUCAAGAUCAAGACUGUCAAUGAUCCUACGCGGGUGCAGGCCGACUUGGCCUCGGCCGUGAAAACUCUGAUCAACAAACGUCACAACGCAUGCUACAUGCUGCCUUCCUCGUCUACCUCUGCUGGGUUCGAAAUUAAGAUGCCACCUACUCCCCUCCUAUCUGGUUUAAAGUACAAAGACUCUGUGUCUACCAUCAUAGGCGAUCAGAACACCCAUCUUGGUUCCCAGAGACUCUAUUCUCGCGAUCAGUCAGCGCUUGCCAGCAGCGUAGUCCAAGGUUCUUUCCGUCUCAUAGGCAGCCAAUGGCUUGAUUUCCUCGACUGCACAAAUGUUCGUUGGCGAAGGACUACAGAGGGCUCAUGCACGUGUAUGUUGAUGGCAAAACCAGGAGUAUCUCCGAUGACUCGCAGCCUACGACAGUGUAUUGCUGUCCAUCUUGAAACAAGGGACAAGCACGAUCUAUCGAAACAUAGCCAGAUCUUCCGCAUUGGGUUGGUCCUCGCCGAGAUUGUGCUCAAGGCGCAUGUGUCCUGUAUCGAACAUGAUAGUGCUUCGAACAGCAUGAAGAAAUACGUGGUACGUGGCGAGGAGAUGGAUGCUACCGAGGUGGCAUCUGAGGUGGAGCGGAGGGGGAACGUUUUCUUGGGCAAUAUGGUGUUCUUCUGCCUGAGGGCGCUGCAGGACCGUAGUGUCAUGGCGGAUAGAGGGAUUGAGAGUACAUUUUUCAAGGAAGUCAUGAAGGAUGCGGAGAAUCUUGAUGUGUUGGUUCGGGAAGACAAGAAGAGAGGCAUCAGUCCAGUGGGUAGUAUCGGUAGGAUCGGUGGUGGGUCAAGUACACCAAGGAGUGCGAGGUCGAGAAGAAGAAAUGCGACAUCUUCUUCUAUCCUGUCCGCCUUCCUUGAAUCCACAGUGCCUACCCAGCAGACAGCCGGGAAACGUGAAGUCUCCAGAGUCCAGGCCAUGCCUCUCGUGCUUGUCUGGGCAGGAUAUCCCGUGACUGCAAGGGCUAGCCGAACAAGGUCUAGCGGGAUAGCUUUGCUGCGGCGACAAGGGCACACAGCGCGCCCACCAUCACGGCAGUAUCUCUCAUCCUGCUUGACCGUCUCCCAGGGUCUCUCUCUCUCUCCUCAGGCAACUGCCUCCUGUCAUCAUCAUGCCAGCUUCAGGCUGGGCCAUGUCGCCAGUACAUAUGGUGGUCAUGCUGUCCCCAGCAGCCGUGACCCGCAGCACUACCUGUACCUACUGUACCGAGGAGUUUUUUUUUGCUUGCCCAAGAUGCCUGCCAUGUUGGAUGAUCCGACUGCUCCCAUCAUCUUUAGGACCUCUGGCGACACCCCAUAUCCCCCUCCAGGCGGUCCGCUUCCGGUCGGCAUUGCGCCCUGUCAAGUCACUCUGCGCGACCGCGUCACCACCGCGACGAUAAUACCCUUUUCCGCGCCAAACCAGGUCCCGCUCACCCUGUUGGCCUAUCUAUGCGAUCAGCUUGGCCGUGAGAUCGACAAAGGUGACACGUAUCCCAUGGUCGACCCGAUUUCGCUGGAGAAUUUCGGUCCUUACUGGUUUGGUGUGUUUGGUGCCAUCAUGCUACUGGGGGAGAUCCAGGAUGGCCGCGAACUGCACGAGAUGGCUCGGCGAGGAUGUGACUGGGAGCGGGAAUGCUUGGGCAGCUUCUACAUCAAACCGAACUAUCCUGGCCGAUCUAGUCAUGUUUGCAAUGGAGGCUUCUUGGUCACGGAUGCGUCGCGGAACCGCGGUGUCGGACGGCUGAUGGGCGAGACAUAUCUGGAUUGGGCACCGAAGCUGAUUCAGGGCUACACAUACUCCGUCUUCAAUCUAGUGUACGAGACCAAUGUGGCUUCAUGUCGCAUAUGGGAUGCGCUGGGUUUCAAGCGCAUUGGACGUGUCAAGGGCUGCGGUAAUCUCAAGUCCUAUCCAGAUGAGCUCGUCGACGCCAUCAUCUAUGGCCGCGAUCUGGGCCAGGAUGACGACUUUGUGUCCGAAGAACGCUUCGACAAGAUCCGCUUCUACCUGAAGAAUGGCAAAUAUCCCAACGGGGCGGAUAGGGCGGAGAAGAGCCGACUUCGAAGCGCUGCCACACACUACAAACUCACGCCUGGUGAAGGCGACGAGCCAGAGAAGCUGUGGCUCAAGGGCAAGGAAGUCAUUGCAGAUCCACAGCGACAGUAUGAGAUUGCGCGCGAGGUACAUCACCAGUCGCAUGGCGGUAUCAAUAAGACUACUGCCGCCAUUGCAGAACUGUAUCAUUGGGUUCGCAUCAAGGAGCUCGUCAGUCAGGUCAUACGCAACUGUCCCCAAUGCAGUGAGAUGAACAAGGGCCUCUCUGCGAUGCGCCAAGGCCAAAAUCAAGCCAGAUCUACUUCCUCAUACCUCAAGAGCACCGGACAAUCAGGACAGCAAUCAGGACAGUCACCACACACCCCGACCCCACCCUUACAAUGUCCCAACACCUCCCAAUCCCCAAUCCGCCCAGACUCCCCGGGCAACCAGCUCCAGCUCGAAGCCGCCGCCAACCAACAGCAAGACAUGUACCCCCCGUUCAACAGCACCGUCGGCUUCGACCUCCCCGUCGAUCCCGCCCUCAUGGACGGCAUCCAGCGUUCCAACAUCACACUCGCUGACCUCCCUCCCUCGCCCUUUCUCCAACCCGGUCAAGCUCCCGCAGGUAGUGCUCCCCUCAUCGGCACGCUCAAUCUCUCCCGUGGAAAUAUGCACGACCCCUCUGCUCAUUUAAACGUCGGCGCGUCCCAGGGCUUGCAUGAGCGCGCGGCGCAUAUGAAGGAUGAUAUCAGAGCGGGGAUACAUUGCGCGGCGGCGUAUAGCCAGAAGUAA
Molecule: messenger RNA, 3825 nt
Organism: Plenodomus lingam JN3
Lineage: Eukaryota; Fungi; Ascomycota; Dothideomycetes; Pleosporales; Leptosphaeriaceae
Source: RefSeq, a predicted model, not a curated record